Molecule: messenger RNA, 3027 nt
Organism: Alternaria arborescens
Lineage: Eukaryota; Fungi; Ascomycota; Dothideomycetes; Pleosporales; Pleosporaceae
Exons: 2
Coding region: 1-3027 (1008 amino acids)
Source: RefSeq, a predicted model, not a curated record
AUGACCAGCAAUGGCUUACGCACCCAGUACCCCUACGUCGGGGACACACUCAGCCCGCGCGCCCUCUACGACUUUCCCUCACCAACUUCAAACUACCAGUCAGGCAUCAAUGGCACUGCAUCGCCGAGCUUCUUCCCCAUGGCAUACCAGAUCUCCCCACGAUUCGGUGCCAGUGCCUUCAUCCCGCCCCCAGAAGUCUUCGUAGACGGCCGCAGGGAGACGAUCCGCGAGAAUGGCAUGUACACACCUCGCAACUCGGGCAAGCGAAGCUCCGACGCCCUGAACACCGACCCAGUGGCCAUGCAUUUGCUCGUUGAGACGGCAAUUGGAGAUAGCCAAUAUUUCGAUAUUCUGAGCGUGGAGGAGGUAGAAGCGCUCAAGCAGGAGCAGAAGGGUCUGGACACACGGCUGGGUACUGUCAGGCGGAAGCUAGAGUCCGAGACCAAGAUUCGCGAUGCGACACGCUCACUGGGACGACUAGCCCAGAAGAAAGCCGGACACAAGCGCGGCCAGAGCAGCAAGAGCAACAAAAGCAGCAAAGGCAGUAACGCCGUGCAGGAAUAUGACCCCAAGGACCAAGAGGGCCUUGAAUCAAGCAACAGAAAGGUUGAGGAGUUUAUACGGGAGUGCUUGGAGAUUGAGUCUCGCAUGCGCAUGAUCGAUAUGCAACUGCUGAUGCACACUGCCGCUGUACUUCAGCUUACCCACAAGGGCCCCAAGCACCGUGAAGACGAUACCGAGCUAUCGGAGGACCGGUUCCGGAGACCAGACAGCCCCGCGAGCCUAAACACUUACGAAGACGGCAGAUUGGGCGGUAUUCGUGGAGGCGAGUUCGAUGAACGGAGCUUCUACAGGUCCCCAGAGAAUCUCGACAACCUUAUGAACGUGCUGCAAAGUGGUAAACAUCUGACAGCUGCGUCGGAGCGUCAAGACCAAGCGUUGAACGCGACUGCCGCACGACUCCAAGAGAUAAACGAGCGUAUAAGAUCGCUCAUCAUUGAGGCCAAUCCCGAGCGCGACAACGACUUUUCACUACCGCCAUUGGCUCUCGAAGGAACGCCCGACGCUACAACCCUGGACCGCCAGCUCGAUUUCCUCGAUCAAGGUCUUCGCAGUAUCAGCGCUGAACAGAUGAACAUCCGCAACAACUCGAGACACACUCUUAACGAAGUCGAGGGCCGUCUUGAGGGCAUCAACAAUCAGUUAUAUGCCGUGAUAUCUCGAUCCGACAGUGAACAGGCCGACAAACUCCCACCUCCACCCGCCAUCACGGGAGGUGGCUCCACCGAACAGCUCAACUACAUGGAAGACUCCUUCUACAACCUUGAGCAAAUUCAGUAUGCGAUGAACGAGCAAAUCAACGAGCUCCGCUCCAGGGCUCCUGUUACUGUCAGUGAUGGUUCAGAAGCUGCGGAAAAGGCAGAGAAGUACGAGACUACCAUCAUGGGCCUUUGGCAAAUGAUUCUGGCUGGAGAAGAAGAGGCACGUGAACGGAAACGUGAACGACGACGACUACUCUCUGAAGACCCUGAUGCCAAUGAGCAACUCUCGCCGGACGAGGACUACAAUGCCAACGAGACAUACUCACUUACUGCAUUCUCUUCCAAGGUUCAGUGGCUAUCCAGCCGGGCAGCCAGUCUCAAAGACAAGCAGUCCGUCCUAAUGCGCCAAAUCAAGCAGCAACGUGAGCUAAACAGCAAGUCCGAUGCGCAGAAAGAGGCAGAAUUUGAGCGACUCAACACGCAGGUCCUCAGUGCAAGGUCCGAGAAGAAGUCGAUGGAGGGUGAGCUCGAGCGUGCAAUGGAGCAGCUACAGCAGUUCGAUGAGCACAAGAUUCAGAAUGACUCGCAGAUUUUGCGCGAGACGCAAGAGCGAAAUGCAGGUCUGGAGGCUCAGCUCAUCAACGUUCAAGAGCGAGUGAUGGCUUUCGAGUCUGAGUUGAAGGAGGCCAAACAACGUGCUGUCGCGUACGAAAAUCAACUGAGGGACGUGCAAGAGCAGGCUGUAAACUUCCAAAGCAAGAUGCAAGAUGCUGAGAAACGCGCUGCUACAUUCGAAGAAGAACUGAAGGAUCACCAAGAGCGCAACACCGCGUACAAUGUCUCGUCAAGAGAGGCAGAGGAUCGCACCGCUGGCUACGAAGCUCAGGUUCGGGAUGCACAGGAACGAGCUCUCAAGCUGGAGAGAGAACUCAGGGACGCUCAAGACAGUGCCCGUAGUGAAGCGGCAACGAUUCAAGCCGAACUAACUACCUCUGCGCAGAAGAUCCAAGAGGUUACAGCAGCUCUCCAGGCUGUGACGGCCGAGAAGGAGGAGGCAGAGGCGCGCUCCUUGGACGCCACCAACACUCUGAACGCAAAGGAAGAAGAGUUCCGCAGCCUCGAAGGCGAGAUCGUUCGUCUCACCACUGAGCUUACCUUUGCCAAAGCAGAGCUUGACGGCGCUUACGGUACUCGCGCACAACGUGCUGCCGAUUCGGCUGCAAAUCCCGCCAUUAAGAGGGAGUUGGAUGAGCUCGCCGAGCAGAACCAGGCGCUCCUGGGUGAACUGGAAGCGCUUCGCAAGGUCCAAGACGUUGCCUCUCAGUCCGAAGCUGAGGCCCGCCAAUCUGAGCGUAAUCUCAAGGCCGAGCUCAAAGGCAUGGCUGCUGAGUACGAAGCCCUCACUCGUGAUGCUAUCCAGAACGAGAAGGACCGUGAAGUCCUCGAAGGGCAGAUCGACAAGCUCCGCGACGACAAGGAAGCCCUGGAGCGCGAACUCAGUGACGAGAAGGUCAAGUGGCUUGGAGUCAGGAGCCCAGGCAUGCCGAAUGGCGCUGCUGCUCAGCUUGACAUGGGUGCGACUAGCAUUCGCAUGUUGAGAGAAGACUUCAGGAAGAUGAUGCGGGAUCGAACAGCGGAGGGCCUAAAGGCAUUGAGAGCGGAACAAGAAGAACGACGGAAGCUUGAAGCAGUCGUUCGUCAGCUACGGAAAGAUGCGAUGCCACAACGCUCUAAUCUCUCAAGGACCAUGACGACACCACAAUAG